CGCAUCGCUCGUCUUAUCGCGACAGAAUUGCGUGCUCGUUACUCGUAUGGUACAAAAUACAGCCUGUCUUGCGCAUAGAGAUGAUGUCUACAGCGAUUGAGCCUCAAUACAUUUCGGAAGAUGCGGACCACCUCUCUUGUUGCAGCUCUCGCCGCAGUCAAAUUGGCUGUGGCUAAAGGCCCAUUUCUCCAACAGGUUUCCUCGACUCAAUGGAUCAUUGGCAACGACCUUUGGAACCUCACCCAGGGCGCGACUUAUGCCACCAAUCUUCAGUACCAGGGUUCUGAUGCAGUGGGCAAAGCGCAAGGCCACUAUGCCGGCGUUGACGGCGAAGCAAAUCUCGUCUACACCAGUGCCAAGAUUGUGUCUAACUCCGCAGACUACAUUGAUGUUGCAUUCUCCUCAUCGCUUGGUGACUUCCAUUGGGUUAUUUAUGCUGACCUAACGGGUGCCUACCAAUACUUUGUCAACAAGGCACUUCCCGACCUAUCCAUCUUCCGGACCCUGUGGCGUCUCGACCCAAACCGAUUCACGCGUGGCUACAACACCAACAAAGAUGACAAACUACCAGAAUUUGCUCUGUAUGCCAAUGCUCCAGAGAUUCAGGACGAGACGUUUCAGUUCCCGGAUGGCAGCUAUGUAACAAAGUACGACUUUGCGAACUACGUGCGAGAGAGAGACUUUAUCGGCGUGUAUGGUGACAAAUCGGGGAGCUGGUACAUCCAUCCCACGAACGACUACCAGCCGGGCAAUCACCUGAGUCAAACGCUAACGGUGCACCGCGAGUCCGCAACAGGUGAUGCUGUACAGCUCAAUGUUGUGCAAGACACGUCUCACUUUCGUGUCGGCGCUAAAACAAAGCAACCCGUAGGCAAGAUCUGGGGUCCAUGGCUCUGGUAUUUGAACGACGGUUCCGUUUCCGACGCCAAACUCCGUGCUGCUAAAGAGCGAGCGACAUUCCCCUAUGCGUUCUUGAACGAUACCGCUUACCAUGCACGUGGCUCCGUUAAGGGCAAACUCACCCUUUCCGACGGUCGCCCUGCAGCUGGUGCAGCAGUCUUUCUUGGCGACUCCGAUACGUCCAUUCGCCCGCUCAUCCAAGGAUCGAAUUAUUACUACACCGCCUUCGCCGAUGCUACCGGGUCGUUCUCGAUUUCUAACGUACGCGCCGGCUCCUACGGUCUGAUUGCUGCGUCAAAUGGCGGUGCCAUUGGCAACGUGUACACGAACUUCACAUCCACGGUCGCCAUCAGCAAGGGCAAAUCCGCGGAUCUAGGUAGCCUCACAUGGACCGUACCUUCGAACACACAAAAGAUCUUCCAGAUCGGCGACUUCGACAAGAAAGCCACCGGCUUCACCAACUCGGGUCCGCACGUACACGGCCUGACAGAGCAAAGCCCCGCAAACCUUACCUUCACCGUCGGCACUUCCAAAACCUCCGACUGGUACUAUGCAUCCUCCAAGAUUGGAAGCUGGGAUAUCGUGUUCAACACCUCUGCGCCUUCAAAGACCGCCAAGGCCUUGCUGAGUGUGUCGCUCGCAGGCUACUCGCAGUCUACUUCUCUGACAAUCUACCUGAAUGGCAACAAGACGAUUGGCACAAUUAGCAAGGACACGUUGACGAGCGAUCCGGCACUGUAUCGCUCAGGGACUAUCAGCGGAGAGUGGCGAUUUUUGCAAUACGAGAUUGCCGCGGCGGAUCUGAAGCAAGGCAAGAAUGUCUUGAGCUUCGCCACGGAUAGGUACACGCAGUGGAGAGGUAUACUGUGGGACAGUAUUAUCCUGGAGUGGGUUGUGUAAAGCCUGUAAAGUUUAGUGAGCCGAAC
This is a messenger RNA of Boeremia exigua, 1826 nucleotides long. Its product is annotated as polysaccharide lyase family 4, domain III-domain-containing protein. The record is from RefSeq and is a predicted model, not a curated record. Gene Ontology annotation, molecular function: carbohydrate binding; catalytic activity. The transcript has 4 exons. Gene Ontology annotation, biological process: carbohydrate metabolic process. Lineage: Eukaryota; Fungi; Ascomycota; Dothideomycetes; Pleosporales; Didymellaceae. Bases 121 to 1800 code for a protein of 559 amino acids.